Messenger RNA from Ochlerotatus camptorhynchus, 660 nucleotides. RefSeq lists its product as uncharacterized. The transcript is spliced from 4 exons. Bases 1 to 660 code for a protein of 219 amino acids. The record is from RefSeq and is a predicted model, not a curated record. NCBI's taxonomy places the organism in Eukaryota, Metazoa, Arthropoda, Insecta, Diptera, Culicidae.
AUGGACGAUCGGGACCGUGGGGAGGAAGACAGGGUGGGUGAAUGGCUGAAUGGGACACGCGAAGAAAACAUGCGGCCAAGCAGCGAGCGCGCCCCCUCGACGUCGGACAAGAAAGAGUUGUUAAGCGAAGUAACGAAAUCUUUUGCGGGCGCUGUCGCUUGCGGUAGUGGCCUGAGAAGAGAUAAGCCAAGGUGGCACGAGGCGUGGGAGGAGCAGGAGGUUUUGCCAAUUUCGUUUCUUCACAAAUACUCUUCUAUUCAAAGCAUCAUUGACUGUUUUGAGAUACAAAUAAUGAAACCAUCUAGCCCCGUUUUCCAGUCAAUCACAUACUUGCAGUACAAAUCGUGCAAUACAUUGAAGUAUUUAAUAUCCUGCACUUCUUGUGGCUUCGUCACAUUUAUUUCCAAAGCAUUUCCUGGUCGUGCAAGUGACCAAAAAAUCGAUCGACGGUCUGGUUAUUUAGAUAUGAUACACCCAGGUGCAGGAGUGUUAGCUGAUCGUGGUUUCAAAAACGUGGCAACUGACAUAGCCACACUGGUAUCUAAUGAUGAACCGUUAUCUAAAGAAGACUCGAUUUUAGCGAAAGAAAUUGCUAGCGUCAGGAUCCAUGUUGAACGUUUCAUUAGGAGAUUCAGAGAGUAUAAAAUCUGGAUUAGUUAA